Molecule: messenger RNA, 2060 nt
Organism: Betta splendens (Siamese fighting fish)
Lineage: Eukaryota; Metazoa; Chordata; Actinopteri; Anabantiformes; Osphronemidae
Gene: rxylt1
Product: ribitol xylosyltransferase 1
Exons: 6
Coding region: 152-1486 (444 amino acids)
Biological process (GO): protein O-linked glycosylation via mannose
Cellular component (GO): Golgi apparatus
Molecular function (GO): ribitol beta-1,4-xylosyltransferase activity
Source: RefSeq, a predicted model, not a curated record
AAUCUAUAUGUCAUAACGUAUAUUUCCAAAUUACGUACAGGCGGUUUUAAGUCAGCUAGAGUUAGGGGUCCUCGUGAUGUAAACAUGGGCCCUUUCUCAAACUAAGCUGACGAGCUACACAAUGGUAACCUGAGAAAUAAAAUAAAAUACAAUGAAAAUGAAAAUUCCAAAAAGAAAACUAUUCCUCCUUAUUAUCUUUGCAUAUGUGGCAUUUUCACUUUAUGCGGCGUAUAAUGUCUUCUUCAGUUCAAAAGUAAUCUCGCGCGUUCACAGGGUGGUGAAGAAAGAAACAGGAGGACCCGCGGGAGGUGUCAGAGAUGGCGGUGCUGUUGCUCCAUUUUUAGCCGACGAGUGGAAUCCGUGGGAGGACGAGCAGGUGGAAUAUAACUCUGCUCUGAGCAAAAAAAGGGAGGCCUUCAAACAGUAUCUAGGUCGUAUAAAUGAGAAAAAAUCCAAAAGAUACAAGGUCCAAAUCUGGGGGAAAGCCGCCAUAGGGCUUUACCUUUGGGAACAUAUUCUAGAAGGACCUCUUAAGCCUACAGACAAGGUAGCACAAUGGAGGGAGGGCGAGCUACAGUCAGGAAAGAUUGAUUUUAGUUUCUACACGGGUCCUGCUGUGGUUCAGGGUCAUGUUCCUCUGGAUAUGAACAGCCUGGUUGUGGUUCUGAAUGGCCGGGAGCAGCAGAAGGUGUCCUACUCUACACGAUGGCUGGAGCAUGUUCAAGCUCUAGUACACUCUCACACAGUGGCACAUGUAGCUGUGGUUCUGUUGGGCAAUGAGCAGUGCAACAAUGACUGGAUUGGCCCGUAUUUAAAAAGAAAUGGUGGCUUUGUGGAUCUGCUGUUUGUAGUGUAUGACAGCCCCUGGGUCAAUGACAAGGACGUCUUCCAGUGGCCCCUUGGUGUUGCUACAUACAGGCAGUUUCCCAUGAUCAGGCCAAAUGCCCAGCUAAUUACCUCCAACAGACCAUACCUCUGUAAUUUCCUAGGUACUGUUUACAAAAACUCCUCCAGAGAAACACUCAUGAAGGUGCUGAAACAAUCUGGCCUUGAUCAGGAAUGUAUCACCACUGCCAGGGAGAAGUGGCUUCCUCAGGAGACUUCAGACAGUCUAAGACGUUAUCAGACAGCUCUGGCUCAGAGUGAGCUGACUCUCUGCCCAGCUGGAAUCAACACCGAGUGCUACCGUAUCUAUGAGGCCUGCUCUUAUGGCUCAGUGCCUGUGGUAGAAGAUGUAAUGACAACGGGCACAUGUGCAGCAGGCCACAGCUCCCCGCUGCGUCUCCUCAAAGCUGCCGGAGCACCAUUCAUUUUCAUCAGUGACUGGAAAGAACUGCCAGCCAUCUUGGAGAGGGAGCGAGGAAUAAGUCAGGAACAGAAGGUAGACAGGAGGAGGAGACUAUUGGAGUGGUACGCUGGUUUUCGUCAGCAGAUGAAGGAGAGAUUCACUGACGUCAUUGAAGAGUCCUUCUUCAAAGGUGGCUGACUUCAGUGCUUAAUUAGCUUCCAGAAGAUAAAAUAGGGUAAAAUUUCACAUUGCUUUAAUGUGUUUUGUGGUGGGUGGAGAAAUGUGAUGUACUACUGGCAUCGUGAACAUGGUGAUGUUAAGUGUAAUAUUCUUGUGCAGGUUUUUAAAGAAUAAUUACUAAUACAAGUGAAGUUCAGUUUGAGUCCCAUAAAGGGCCUUAUGGCAUUACUGUGUACUUAUUAUCUAAAUGUUCACAACUGUGGAAUGUUAGGCUGCCUUUGCAUUUCAAAGUCAUGUAUUAUUUUCAGGUAUGUUUUUUAUCUGUUUGUACCUACUUAAUAUCGUGAUUUUCAGAAAACUCUAAACUGUUAGGUGUAGAAUUAGAUGGUGUAUUUUAAGGCCUUGUUUCAAAAUGGUACAAACAUAUUUUUUGUACUGUGACUGCCUGGAAAAUGGAUAUUUGUGUUGGUGUUGCAAGUCUUGCUUUUCUGGUCCAACAAAACACUAAAUGUAUGUUUUUUUCUAUUUAUUUUAGUGCUGUGCAGCAUGAUUCUUUUUAAACUGUGCAAUAAAGUAAAGCGUCCCAUGAAAA